Messenger RNA from Dromaius novaehollandiae (emu), 1202 nucleotides. RefSeq names its product large ribosomal subunit protein uL16. Gene Ontology annotation, molecular function: structural constituent of ribosome. The record is from RefSeq and is a predicted model, not a curated record. The transcript is spliced from 7 exons. Gene Ontology annotation, biological process: translation; ribosomal large subunit assembly. The coding region runs from base 3 to 986 and encodes 327 amino acids. Lineage: Eukaryota; Metazoa; Chordata; Aves; Casuariiformes; Dromaiidae. Gene Ontology annotation, cellular component: cytosolic large ribosomal subunit; ribosome.
UCAUGCCCCUCUCUGUGCUGGAUGCGCUGCCUAGAAGGGCAACUGCCGUCUCUAUCACCCAGACGCAGCGCCGGGAGCGCCCCGCCGCGCUCCGCCCAGCUCCUCCCGCCUCACGACGGCGCGCGGCAGCGGGGCCGCUUCCUCGGGGACGGCGGCGGCCGCCGAGCGCGGCGGGGCCGGGCGGGGAGGGCGGGUCCUCCAGGCGGCCAGAGAGCGCGCCGCCGGAAGCAGCGGGGCGUGGCCGGAAGUCGCGGGGCGGGGCUGGGUAUAUAAGGGACGCGCAGGCGCCGCCGCCUUCUCUUUCGCGCUCGGCGAGGUGCCCCCGGCCCGGAGCCGCCAUGGGCCGCCGCCCGGCGCGAUGUUACAGAUACUGCAAGAACAAGCCGUACCCCAAGUCGCGCUUCUGCCGGGGGGUUCCUGACCCCAAAAUCCGCAUCUUCGACCUGGGCCGGAAGAAGGCGAAGGUGGACGAGUUCCCGCUGUGCGGCCACAUGGUGUCGGACGAGUACGAGCAGCUCAGCUCCGAGGCGCUGGAGGCCGCCCGUAUCUGCGCCAACAAGUACAUGGUGAAGAGCUGCGGCAAGGACGGCUUCCACAUCCGCGUGCGCCUCCACCCCUUCCACGUCAUCCGUAUCAACAAGAUGCUCUCGUGCGCCGGCGCCGACAGGCUGCAGACGGGCAUGCGGGGCGCCUUCGGGAAGCCGCAGGGCACCGUGGCCCGGGUCCACAUCGGCCAGGUCAUCAUGUCCAUCCGCACCAAGGCCCAGAACAAGGAGCACGUGGUGGAGGCCCUGCGGCGCGCCAAGUUCAAGUUCCCGGGGCGCCAGAAGAUCCACAUCUCCAAGAAGUGGGGCUUCACCAAGUUCAACGCGGACGCCUUCGAGGACAUGGUGGCCCAGCGGCGCCUCAUCCCCGACGGCUGCGGGGUCAAGUACGUCCCCAGCCGCGGCCCCCUCGACCGCUGGCGGGCCCUGCACGCCGCCUGACCCCCCCACCGCGGCUGCGGCCCCCCCCGAAACACCGCCCCAGGGUCCCCCCACAGCCUGGGCACCCCCCGGGGUCUUGGGGUGCCCCCAAGCAGCCAACCUCCCCCCAGGGGAUCCCCCGCAGCCUUGGGGACCCCCCCAGGGUUUGGGGGGGGGGCUGCCCUUGGGGGGGGGGGCCUGAAUCGGGAGGAAUAAAGGCCUUCAGCCCUGCCCCCA